UACGCAUGCGUCAGUAGCUCGCUCCCGAAGGGAGGAGGAGUAAUAGAUUCAUAUGUGUGGAGAGUCAGAAGAUCGUCGUCAUUAUGGCGGACUUAAUCCCCACUGCCUUUUCUCCUGCAACAGCGUUAGCGCCAACGGCGCUUUCUGCACCAGGAGCAGGAACUGCAGCGGCUCGGGGUAAAAAGCGUUCCUCCAGCCCUGGCAACGGUAGCUGCGCUAAGAAGAAACGAUUGGUGACACUGGGUGGCGGCGGCGGCAACAGCAGCAGCAGCAGUAGCAGUGUUGGUGGGAAUUGCUUUCAGAAUACCAAUGCAGAGACUGUGAGCGAAAAUAAAACUGUGUCCAUAGAUCCCAGCACAGGACUAGCAGACCCUUCUGGCAAAUCACUGCCUUUUAAGGCUCCAAGCUUUACUCACUCUGGCAUUGGUGGAGUUGCAGCUGGCAAGAAGAACAGAACCUGGAAGAACCUGAAACAAAUCCUUGCAUCAGAAAAGGCAUUGCCAUGGCAACUAAAUGAUCCAAGCUACUUCAGUAUUGAUGCUCCUCUUUCCUGUAAGCCAGCCAAGAAAUACUCUGACAUUUCAGGACUUCCUGCAAACUAUACCGACCCGCAGAGCAAGCUCCGAUUUAGUACCAUUGAGGAAUUUGCCUAUAUUCGGAUGCUUCCUUCAGAUGUUGUUACAGGCUACCUUACUCUAAGGAAAGCAACAGCUGUUGUUCCCUGAGAAAAAGAAGCAAUGCUAAACCCUUGUUUGAAAAGUGGAUUGCAAGAAUCAGGUUUUGGAUAGCACUGGACAUGUGUAUGUAAGUUAUUAAAGUUUUCAGAAUUAAAAUAUGGAUCCUAAUGUCUAUAUUUCCUUGCUUCUAUGAGGUUUACUCAAAAUACAAAAUAUUCUGAAUGUUUAAGGUAAGCUGUGUUUGAGUAAUGGGCUCAGAGGUAAGGAGCCUGAACACAAAAUAAUGUGUUUAAACAGAUUUUGCAUCAAGAUUCUUUCGGGAAUUAAAGGAGCCGCAUCCUUUCUACUUUAAUGUUUAAAAUAGUACAGUAUAUUUGAGGUAAAAAUAGUGCUUGACUCAGGGGAGGCUCCCCCAUGAGGCAAGGUGAGUGUACCAUGGGGUGGCACGUGCAGACACCCUGCCUGCAUCACCUUACUUGCCUGCUGCUAUGGCCCCUACCUCGCCGCCGCCGCUGCCCUCCUUGCUGUUUGGAGAUCCAGCUGACGGCUGUAAUGUUCUCUUAGCCUAUCCUAUUGUGCUGCUGCUCCAGUACCAUUGUUCACUCUCUCUUCUGCUGUCUCUUCAGCACCUUGGGCAAGGCCGGGGCGGGGGGGGAACAUCAGUGUCAGCUCCAGACAGAGGGUAGUGGCGGCCCAUGAACGUGCCUCCGGGGUGGUGGUGGGAGGCACCUUUAAGAGUCAAUUAAUUCGGCGCUCACCUCCGCUGUGGUGGCACCUGAACGCUGUUUGGAGCCCCAAUGUGCCGCUUAGCAGCCCCUACGACAGGGAAGGGCCUCUGCCACUCACCUGGCUUCCACGGAGCUGAGUCCCCACCAGUGGCCAGGUGAGUGGAGGAGGUGCUUCCCUGCCAUAGGGGCUGCUGGGUGGCACGCUGAGGCUCUAAACAGCGUUCAGGUGCUGCGGUGGUGGAGGUGAGCACCAAAUUAAUUUACUCUUAAAAGUGCCUCCCGUCGCCCCCACCCCUUGGAGGCACGUUCACGGGCCACCACUGACAGGGCCAGCAAGAGCAUAUCACUUUUACCUCAAGCAGUGAAAGCCAGUGAACUGGCCCCAGUCCACAGUUACAAGAAUCAGAUUCCACCCAGAGUUGCAGAUUACAAAAAAUAUUCUACUGGAACAGUAGUGCCGAUAUAGUUAAGAAGAGAGUUGUUUCAACUUCUUACCAUUGUAACUCCUGAAGAUUCUAUUGGUCAUAAUAUUGGCCUGCUAACUUGGCAAAGAGGCACCUUUUUAACGUGGUGAUUCUUUUUAUUUAGCAGACAGAGAGUAACUGGCCCCAGCACAGUAUCUCCAGUGACUGUUGCUGGUCUCUAUCUUAUGUUUCUUUUUAGAUUGUGAGCCCUUUGGGGACAGGGAUCUAUCUUAUUUAUUUAUUAUUUCUCUGUGUAAACUGCUCUGAGCCAUUUUUGGAAGGGUGGUAUAGAAAUCAAAUAAAUAAAUAAAUAAAUAAAUAAUAAAAUAAAAGCCAUCUGUCACAUCUACCUGAUUGCAUGGAGAUAUCAAUUAGGUAAUAAGAGACACCACCCCUCCAAACUUGGAGCAGAUCUGUUGAAAAAUGGUUGAGAUACAGUCGUUUAAAUACCAUUCCUAAAAAGAAAUGCCUCACAUAUUUGCUAGCCUCUUUGUUUUUGUUGUUGUUGUUGUUAUCAGAUGCUUGAUAACAUGAGUCUAGGAGCACUCUGGCAUCUCUAAGGAUAAACAGAUGUUCCCUUCCACGUCCCUUUCCUUUUAUGGAAUUUUAUUUUAUCCCUCCACCGAGGUGGCAGUGAGGGACCUCAAAUGAACUUGAGAGUACUUGGGAGUCACCUUAAAUAUGCAUAUUGCAUCACCAGCUGAUCAGUUUAACAACAUUUUUUACAAGGUAUUGUCAUCUGUUUUUACGUAAUAAAUUUGAAGGUCUUAAAGGAGAACUUAAGAGAGAAUGUGAGACAGCGGUGAGAUAACAAGUGGCCUUGCAAACUCUCUUUGAACAUGAAGUUUCUGCAUCAUAGAUAUAAUGCCUAUGAAUAAAUGUUGGGUCCAUUUAGCCAACAUGAGUAUUAAACUUCCCUUUCUCACAAUGACUCAGUUGUGAGUUAUCAUGCAGCUUUGCCAUUUAAGAACUUUGUUUAAUCAUUCUAAUAGAUCUGCUCAUAAACAGUCAAUUGAACCAUAUAAUAAUGUAAGAAUUGUUAAUGGUUAAGAUAUAUUAGUUCAGUGUCAUUAAAAAUGUAUUCUGCUGCAAAUGCUGAUGUUCCAUUCCAUCAAAUAAAAUCUAUUUAAUACAA
Hemicordylus capensis (graceful crag lizard) is the source of this 3004-nucleotide messenger RNA. RefSeq names its product INO80 complex subunit C (gene INO80C). The coding region runs from base 84 to 725 and encodes 213 amino acids. Gene Ontology annotation, biological process: chromatin remodeling. The transcript is spliced from 5 exons. NCBI's taxonomy places the organism in Eukaryota, Metazoa, Chordata, Lepidosauria, Squamata, Cordylidae. The record is from RefSeq and is a predicted model, not a curated record. Gene Ontology annotation, cellular component: Ino80 complex.